Microthlaspi erraticum is the source of this 531-nucleotide messenger RNA. The record is from the annotation of a GenBank genome assembly. Lineage: Eukaryota; Viridiplantae; Streptophyta; Magnoliopsida; Brassicales; Brassicaceae.
AUGAACCCCUCUGUUGUGGCUGCCCACAAGAGGAUUGGACUUCUCCAAAGGUUCAAUAAGUGGCAAGGGAAAGCCAUGGACAAGAUGCAAAAGUCCAUGGAUAAGAUGGUGAGCAAGAUCAAGAGUUUGGAGAAGAAGGUCUAUAGUUCUUCAUCCAAGAAGAAGAAGGCAACCAUGGCCCCUACUUUCCCUAGAAGUAGAUCACUCCUUACCACCCCAAGGAGACUCCCUGCCCAAGAGCCUCACAGAGCCUCUUCAUUCGAGACUAGGGAAGGAAGAAACAACACGCAGAGGCGGAGGAAGAGUUCCAAGAGCCGACGCUCCAACUCGAUCAGUGAGCUUGACCGAGCUGAGGGUCGAGUUGACCUGGAGGAGCCUCUGUUUGAGAACCCUGGAUUCGAGUACGAUCCAACGCCCUUCCCUCAGAGCCACUGGACUCCCUACAACCGUUUCGAGCGCGCACAGCUCCACCAAGGCCAAGGAAGCCACACACACUUCAAUGAAGAAGAAGAAGAAGAGGAGGAGCCGUAA